Messenger RNA from Ruditapes philippinarum (Manila clam), 2142 nucleotides. Its product is annotated as exocyst complex component 7-like. The record is from RefSeq and is a predicted model, not a curated record. Gene Ontology annotation, molecular function: phosphatidylinositol-4,5-bisphosphate binding. Gene Ontology annotation, cellular component: exocyst. Gene Ontology annotation, biological process: exocytosis. NCBI's taxonomy places the organism in Eukaryota, Metazoa, Mollusca, Bivalvia, Venerida, Veneridae.
AUGAGUAACCUAUCAUUGUUGAGAGAUGCUCUAAAGAAAAGCAACACCAACACAGAGAUGAUAUGCUGGCAUUCAGAUUCACAAGUUUUGAAGGAACGUCUACGUAGACUUGAAGCCACUAUUGUACCUGUUUACAAUGAAACAGAAAACUUGAGGCGGAGACAAGAGAAUAUAGAUAAAACAAUGACAACAUUAGAUCAUGUCUUAGGAUAUUACCAUAUAUCACAAGAAGCUGAGAUGAUGAUCAAGGAUGGACCAGAGAUGCAUGGUUUAGACAGGUAUCUUCAACAGAUGGACAAGAUACUAGAAGCUCUGAAUUAUUUCAAGAAACACAAUCAAAAUACUGUGGAAUUGAGAGAUGUGGCUGCUUUGUUUGAACAAGGGAAGGACUGUUUACACGCAGAGUUUCAGACAUUGUUAGCUCGACAUGGUCGUCCAGUACCUCCAGUCUGUAUUCUAGAUCUUAUUGGUAGUGAUGAAGAAUUACAAGGUGACCCAUCUGAGACACAAAUGGAACAUCUACCAGAGAAAGUUAUAGAAGAUCUAAGUGAUAUCAGUAAAUGGUUAAUUACCAAUGGCAACACUACUGACUUCCUAAAGAACUACAUUACAAUGAGAUCUAGUAUGCUUAUCAAGUCAUUGAAUGGGUUGAAAGAACAUUUGAAAUCAGCCAGUGGUACUAGUGUGACUCUAACUGCCCCUCAUUCAUCACCUGCUCUGGGACAAAAAUUCAACAGGAAUAAAGAUACCCCUGGACGAAAAAGUAUUAAAAAGUUUGCGAGAACUAACAGUAGGUCAAACAGUAUAGCAAAAGGUACGCAUGAAAAGGUUGAUGUUUUGGUACAAUCAAAUGUUGACCAUUAUCUAGGUCAUCGUAGGACGGGUUCAGCAGCUGAGAUGAUCAAGGAGGAACAGUGUGAUGUUGAUAUAGAUGUUUAUAUCACCGAGUUGACAGCUCUACUUAAACUCAUGCAGAGUGAAUUACAACUUCUAGUACAGAUAGUGCCGGAGAAAUUCCAGAGAUCAGUGUAUGAUAAUAUUGUACAACCUGGUCUAGACUCAGUUGUCAAUGAAGGAGAGACUUUAGCAGCUUAUUCCAGGAAGAGUAUUGGUCGACAUGAGUUCAGUUCUGUUCUGUCUAUAUUCCCUGUAGUCAAACAUCUCAGAUCCAUCAAACCUGAAUUUGAUCGAAAUCUGGAGGGUUGUCAAGCACCAACAAGAGCCAAACUUGCCUCUCUGUUAUCUACUUUAGGCAGUACAGGUGCAAAAGCCUUGGAGGAGUUCAUAGACAACAUAAAGAAUGAUCCAGACAAGGCAUCUAAUAUGCCCAGAGAUGGUACUGUACAUGAACUCACCAAUCAUACAAUGGUAUUUAUGGAGCAGUUACAGGACUAUGUUGAAACAGCAGGAGCUAUGUUACUUAUGCAUGGGGAACAAGCAGCGCCCAGUGAAGCUGUAGAUGACAGGAAGAGCAGAUUAAAACUGGCUGACUAUUGUACCAAAGUGUUGUCAGCAUUAGGUUUAAACCUGAGUAACAAGGCAGAAACUUACAGUGACCCCUACCUUAAACCUAUAUUCAUGUUGAACAACUUUAACUACAUUCUAAAAUCAUUAAAAAGGUCAGGUCUGAUAGAAUUAAUACACAAAUGGAACAAAGAUGUUGGAAUGUUCUACGAGGAACAAAUAAUGGACCAGAAGAAAGCAUACUCUCAAAGCUGGAGUAGGGUGAUGCACUAUAUACUUGAGAUGAAUGAACCAAUGUCCUCACAGAGAAUGUCCAAUCCUGAUGCAAAGUUAAAAGAUAAAGAAAAACAGAAUAUAAAAGAUAAAUUUACAGGUUUUAAUAAAGAGCUAGAAGAAAUACUCCGAACACAGAAAGGUUACGCCAUUCCAGAUCAGGAGUUACGCAGCUCCUUAAAGAAAGACAAUAUAGAGUUUAUCAUGCCAGCUUAUAAGAUAUUCCUCGAUAAAUACAAGAAGAUGAACUUUACGAAGAAUCUGGACAAAUAUAUCAAAUAUCAGGUGGUAGAUGUCGAAGAAAUGAUCAAUAAGUUCUUCGACACAGCAGCUUAAAUCCUGACACAGCUGAAUUUAUGUAAUGGACUUUUCCUGCUUUCUAUUCAGUUUUUCUAAUUUCUAACA